UGAGAAUGAGGCAUAGGAACCGGAGCAUCGUUGUCAUUCCCGUUUCCUGUCUUCCUGAUCAUUGUUGAUUGUUGAUGAAGAGCGAGCAGUGAGACCCAGGGGGCUGGAUAGCGACAUGGCCCGGGAUAAAAAGGAUCGAGACAGCUGGGGGUCUUUUGUAGAAAAGCAUGUAUUUGAGUGGAGUUCUGAGGACGAGGAGCCGGAUGGUAAGGCUCGGCCAGUGCAGGUUCUGGUGGUAAAGGAUGAUCACACGUUCGAGCUGGACGAGGCAGCACUGAGUCGUAUCCUGCUGGCCAAAGACCUCAGAGACAGAGAGAUAGUCGCAAUAUCUGUUGCUGGAGCUUUCCGAAAGGGGAAGUCAUUUCUUAUGGACUUCAUGCUACGCUACAUGUACAACCAGGGAAGUGAAGACUGGGUAGGGGAUCCUGACGAGCCUCUGACAGGUUUCUCGUGGAGAGGAGGCUCUGAGAGAGAGACCACUGGUAUCCAAAUCUGGAGUGAAGUCUUCCUGGUGGACAAACCAGACGGAAAUAAGGUGGCAGUACUGCUGAUGGACACACAGGGAACAUUCGACAGCCAGUCCACGCUGCGAGACUCAGCUACUGUAUUCGCCCUGAGUACCAUGAUCAGCUCCAUGCAGGUGUAUAACAUAUCUCAGAAUGUUCAGGAGGACGACUUGCAGCACCUGCAGCUCUUUACAGAAUAUGGUAGACUGGCCAUGGAGGAAACGUUCCUCAAACCGUUCCAGUCAAUGAUUUUCCUGGUGAGAGAUUGGAGUUUUCCAUACGAGUUUCCCUACGGACAAGAGGGAGGGAUGAAAUUCCUGGAGAAAAGACUAAAGAUUUCAGAGAACCAGCAUGAGGAGCUGCAGAAUGUGAGGAAGCACAUUCACUCCUGCUUUACCAAUAUCUCCUGCUUCCUCAUGCCACAUCCCGGCCUCAAGGUCGCCACCAACCCCCACUUUGACGGCAGACUCAAGGAGAUCGAUUCAGAGUUCAUCGGUAACCUGAUGGUGCUGGUGCCGUGGUUACUCAGCCCCACAAACCUGGAUGUUAAAGAAAUCAACGGGAACAAGAUUACCUGCAGGGGGCUGCUGGAGUACUUUAAGGCUUAUAUAAAGAUUUAUCAAGGGGAAGAGUUGCCUCACCCAAAGUCCAUGCUACAGGCCACUGCGGAGGCGAAUAAUUUGGCAGCUGUUGCUGCAGCUAAAGACCUGUACAACAAAAAGAUGGAGGAGGUGAGUGGGGGCGACCGGCCGUUUUUGGCCCCGAGUGAGCUGCAGUCUCGUCAUGCAGCGAUCCGUGAGGAAGCUCUAGCCGUGUUCCGCGGCGUGAAGAAGAUGGGUGGCGAGGAGUUCAGUCGCCGCUACAUGCUGCAGCUGGAGGCAGAGAUCGGCGAGCUCUUUGUGCAGUACAUCAAGCACAACGACUCCAAGAACAUCUUUCAUGCAGCACGGACGCCCGCAACGCUCUUUGUGGUCAUCUUUAUUAUGUACGUAGCGGCGGGCAUCACAGGCUUCGUAGGCGUGGAUGUGAUCGCCAGCGUAUGCAACAUGGUCCUGGGUUUCGCCCUCAUCACGCUUUGUACCUGGGCGUACAUCCGCUACUCUGGCGAGUACAGAGAGCUUGGCGCCCUCAUAGACCAGGUAGCCGGAGCUCUGUGGGACCAGGGAAGCACUAAUGAGGCUCUGUACAAGUUGUAUAAUGUGGCUGCCAAUCAUAGGCAGCUGUAUAACCACGCCUUCCCCCGACACCAGACUGAGGAACACCCUGAGCAGGACAAGAAGAGAAACUGAGCAGGCGCACACACAAACACACACACAAACACCCACUCUGUUGAACAGAUGCUCCAGCCAUAACACACUUGAGCUUUUUGGAUCAUGCACGUGACAUCAUGGGCAGAGAGAAAAAGAAAGCAAAAGAGGGAGAAAAUGUAAACAAGUUUACAUUAUUGUUAAUCAAGGAACAAAGGUCAGAUCUAGUUGCCAUGGCAUCAUCGACUGUAGCUCAUAGAAAUAAGUAUAACCGAUGGUAGCUCUUGGAAAUCCAUUAAUGUAGAUUGGAAUCUCAAGAUGGAGAUCCAGGUCAGGCUGGAUUUUCCACCAACAUGAUGUUGGCACUGAUUCAGGGAACAAUCAUUUUAUAAUCCACUCCCCUUUCCACCGGGUUAAGAUCCAAAGAAAUAUUCAGAAUUUCCAGAAUUAGUAUUAUAAAGUUCUAUCUCUUAUUAUAGAACCUUGUAAUACUAAUGUCAUAAAUUGUUACACAUCACAAACACUUUAUUUACAAAGAUUAUAUGCAAAAUGCCAUAUACAUGUGGCACUUCAUUACACUCACCGGACACUUCACUGGGUACUAGGGAUGGGAAACACCAGGGCCCACCUGAUACGAUAUCAUGUUAUUUCAGUGCAGAUUUGAUUUUGGUGUAUUGUGAUAGUGUUCUGAUUUUAUAAAUAUUAAAUAUUCCAGUUAUUAUUUAGAAUUCUAAACAAACAUAGCAAAUAAUUUGAUCCUACUAUGCACCCAUGAUGCUGUGCUGUCUACCAAAACAUGAAUACAGGUAGUCCUCGAUUUACAAAGAUUCGAGUUACGAGUUUUCCACAGAUAAUAACAGCCCGCGGUUUUAGAAACAUUCGUAGAUGCGUACAAAUCGUGGAAGUAAAUUGUACAAAAAAUAGACACUGCAGUGUACCAGAUACCAAUAUUUACAAUUAUAUAUAAUAUUUUCAGGUGUAUGUGAAUGUAUAAAAUGUCUAAAGUCCGGUAUAUUGUGUGUAUUAUGUAUAUUGUGCGUGUGUGUGUUGGAGGAGAGAAAUCAGUUGGCCUCACGGGUUUCAGUAAAUCAGUCCAGAAGCAUGAUAAUAGAAAAUGGCUGUUCUGUUAAGCUACUGAAUCUUGAUGGUGAAUAAUCCUAAUUUUGGAAAAUGAACUCUGUUUCGUAUUGGACUAUUAAAGUGGAAAACAGCUCUGAGACAAAAUGGCGUCCAGGAUUCCCCUCACGAUUUAAAGGGGCACUGUUAAACACUCUAACAUUCAAAUGUUCUUAGGCGAGGUUACAGUUUUUUGCCACAUUAUGGCAGUGUGGGGAAUAGGGACAGAUUUAGUCAAGUGAAUUGAUAUGCUUUACUUUGUAUAUUCUCGUCAAAGGCAUACUAGACUUACUUUGUCAGACUUAAGAACAAAUCUGACUUACGAACGCAUUCGUAGGUCGUGGAUUACCUGUACUUUAAAGCAUAGUACGGUCAUAGAGGAACUACAACACAUUAGAAAAAUUUCCCCCCCACAUCUAUACUAGGUACACUUGGGAAAAGUAGAUUAAGCCAUGUACCUAUGGUGAAGGCGAUCAGCUGAAGUUCAAACAGAACAGGGAGGAAAGGUUGUUGAUGUCAGGCAGUUAUGAAGGCAAAAAAAGGAUCCAACCCAGUACUAGCAAGGUGUACCUAAUGAAGUGGCCGAUGAGUAUAUAGCAUUAAAAUAAAUAAAAUUGUUCCCAUUCAGUUAGUUUGAAUUGCAAAUAGCAUGCUCAGUUGUUUGUAAUACGUUUUUCUUCUCUUUUUUUAAUUACACUAAUUUGACACUGUGCUCGUUUUAUUUAAAAAAUGACUUUAAAGAUGGCUGAAGGUGUCAUGUUGGUAAAAUGAUUGCAGGCCGACUACAAUUUUCCAUCCAAGAAUUACCUCUAGUGGUGGAAAUGCAGCAUUCUCAGAUUAGGCACUGGCACCUUUUCGGUGGAAGAGGGCUGCGAUUAUAACUACUGCGCCCACACAGAAACUGCACAUGUGGAUGGUCUCGUGUAGCGGGUAACAAGGUGGUGUUUUAUGUUGUCCAAAUAGUUUAAAUCUCUUGUGUGAUUUAAAAAGUGAACUAAUGCCUCCUGGAUGUGAGGUUAAAGGUGCAGGGGGCAAGAUGAUUUUCUUUUCCAACCACAUUCACAUUGCAGCACUUUUUAGCACUUUUUUGCUAAAGCUGAAGUCACAAAGUUUUAAAUGGUUUCAUUGAACCAAUUUUAGAUCUGAUUUAACAUUUUCACUUAAGUCUAGUUUUUCUUUUAUAAGUUUAUGUUUCAUCCCAUAUUACACCCAAGCAGUGUCUGAGUGAUUGUAUGAAUGUUACACACUUUAGACUAAAGGCUUUACUCUGGUCUAUGCCAUGGUGAUUUAAAGUGCUAUGAUAUUUAUAAUUUGAGAACUAGAAAUAAUUGUAUCACAAAAUAUAGAACUUAGAGUUAUAUUUGGCAGACAUCCCUUUGGGAGCGGGCGUGAUUCUAAUUCCUUUAGCAGCCUUGCAAAUUUGUCAAGAAUUCAUUUUGGAAUAGGCAGAAUUGGUCCAAGUAGUAAGAACUUUCUGUGGAAAUAGCCAAUGUUUCUUUUUCCGAGGGAAUGGACAGGAUUUUGCGGAGAGUGGCAGGACUGAACAAAAUUAAACAAUCCAAAUUACCAUGAUAAAUAUAUAUAAUAUGGAGAGCUACAGUUAUCUAACUACAAAAGUAUAAACUUCAUCAACGCUCCCCAGAGAAAAUGACAUACCAAUCCCACAUAAAAUCCCUUAGAUAUGUAUACAUCCCAUUCCGUAAAGUCACACUCUUUCUUGAUUCCAUAAUGUAAAUAUAAAUCUUACCCUCUGCACUUUUAAUAUACAAAUACAUCAGCAUCCCUGUAAUUAAGGGCAAGUUUUGUGUGUGCUUGUAACUGAACUACGUUGAGUUGAUGCUGAAGGUAUAAGGGUAUUAUGGCAUGGUUCUCUGAAGUGUAUAUGUGUUGUGGUAAAUGAGCUUAAGCUCUGAUGACUGAUCCAUCACAGUUAAGGAGGGUUCAUUAUAAAUAAACAUAAUCUAAAACACUUCUGCUGUUCUUGCCGUACAUACACAAUAUUCACACACGUACACACAGCACUAAAAAGCAGAGAAGACUGUGCUAAUGGCUGUGGAACACUAUCCUGGCUGGGUUACACUUAUACUGUUUUAUUUUGUAACAAGUGUCUUGUUUUAUGUUGAAUCCAGUGCUAUUUAUAAAGAAUUAAAUAUUACAUGUUUAAAAACUUAAGUCGUUGUUAAGGUGAGUGUUUGCAGUGUGCGCAUCUGUGUGUUGUCAUGGCCUGCUGUGAGCCAGGAAAUGCUGCAAAUUGUAUCCCAUCCACUACAGCUCAUA
Molecule: messenger RNA, 5146 nt
Organism: Clarias gariepinus (North African catfish)
Lineage: Eukaryota; Metazoa; Chordata; Actinopteri; Siluriformes; Clariidae
Gene: atl1
Product: atlastin GTPase 1
Exons: 14
Coding region: 116-1795 (559 amino acids)
Biological process (GO): protein homooligomerization; endoplasmic reticulum organization
Molecular function (GO): GTPase activity; GTP binding
Source: RefSeq, a predicted model, not a curated record